AAAUAAUUAAAUGUGCAUCUGGAUCUGAAGUUUUUCUGUGUUUCCAUGAGUGUUUGGAUCCAGGAUUCUGGUUCUAAACUAUUAUAGAGAUCAGGGACAGUCAUGGAGUUCUGAUCCAGAUUGCAACAUUCCCUGAAGUAGUGUUCGGAUCCAAGGCACAUGUCAGACGGAGACUCUGGGAAGAGAAUUCAUCACCUCCUACAUGGAGGACUGUGGGAACUCUAAUCAAUUUGAAGUGCAAAUUACUGGCUACUUUGCCUUCACUUCGGUGUCUGUUUCCAUCUCCAAUUACCCGUUUGGCGGGGCAAGGUUUAAGAAGAAGAUUAUGGUAAAUCGGGGAGAGAUGGAGCGGGUCAGGCUACCAGAGUCAGUGGGAAUUAAGGGCACUACCAAGUUCUCCAAGGUGGUCCUAGUCAAGGCUGACAAAGAUAUCUCAGUAGUGUCUGUCAGCAACAAACAUGUGAGCCCUGAGACCACUGUGCUGUAUCCUGUCUCCAGCUUGGGAAAUGAACACUACAUAGUGACUCCCUCUGCACAAUCCUUAGAUAGUUACCCAGAGUUCUCUGUUAUGACGUACGAAGACCACAACCGUGUGGAGGUCCAUGUGAAAGGCAUGUUACGUUAUGAAACAGGGGUCUACUCCACUGGCACCAAACUGGAAAUUAAGCUUCGCGCUUUCCAAGGCUACCAGUUUCAAGGCAUAGCAGAUCUGUCUGGCACCAGGAUUGUCUCAGAAAAGCCAGUGGCCGUCUUGGUUGGCCAAGGGUGUUUUUGUAAUAACACAAAAUGCAACCAAGUCUUUGAGCAGCUCCUACCAGUUUGCAGCUGGGGUACAACAUACAUCAUUCCUCCCUUACCCUGGCAGAUAGUAGAUGAAAUGGUCUACAUCACUGCUUCCCAGAGCACAACUGUGUUGUAUCAACUAGGGGAACAGCAAGAGACUGUUACUCUAGCAGGAGGCAGUGUACUCCAGCGUCCUGUCAAGCCCUGGAUCCCAGUCUCCAUCUCUGCUAAUGUGGGCAUUCAGGUGGUGUUCUACAGCAUGGGCGCAGCUGUCCCUAAUUCCUCCCAUGCCUUCCUGAUGAAUGUUCCAGAUGUUGCCAGUUACUGCCGGAUGUAUUCUAUAAAUGCCCAGGAGGGCUUUGAGAACUUUGCCUUGAUGGUGGCCAGUACAUCAGAGAUUGGUGCCAUCAUCCUAGACAAUCAGCCUCUAAGGGAUGUGGUGUGGAACCAAGUCCCUGGAACUGAGUUCGUUUGGGGCAUGCAUAUGCUUGGACCUGCCAUCAGCUCCCAUGCUGUGGAACAUCCCAGCUCUCCAUUUGCGCUCCUGAGUGUUGGCACUGCCACCAUGGACAGCUAUGGGAUUCCGGGGUCCUGCAGGAAGAAUGUUACCUUUCAAUGUCAGACUGAGACUCCACAGAUAAAAGAGCAGUUGAAGAGGUGCAAAGAUGUCUUUCUGCAGGGCAGCAACAGUGAAUUUUGCUCCUUUGUGAAUUCAGCCUUCGUGAAUUUGGAGACCAUGUGUGCAGAGGACAGAGCAGUAUCGCUGCAGGAAGUUGCUCGACCCUUUGGUUCCUUCCUGAAUAGCUCCACCCUCAGUGCUGGUGGGAAGGAGAGCGAGGGGGAAGUGGCCUCUGCCGUGACGUUCCUCCUGCAGAGUGUGGAAUUGGCUGCACUGACUGCUGCUUUGAAGUCUCCGGAGAAUAUGACCCAGACUGUGACAACAGAGUCUAUGGCUAUCCAGACGCUCCUCGUUGUGCCGGCUGCAGGUCCCUGUGAUGAGGUCUUCAGGCUGAGAGCUCAGGAGGAGACAAUGGACAUUCACUGCGAUACGGUCACCAGAGCAGCGACAGAAGAUUUUGUGGCUGUUGCUUUUAUUUCUUACUCCACCCUGGACUCCAUCAUUAACAAGAGAUUUCUCAACGAGGGAGAUCUAACGGCUGAUGAGAAAUUGCGGAAUUUUCACCUGAAUUCCAGGGUGGUGAGUGGGGCUGUCGGAGAUGGGAGGCCCAUGAACCUCCUCAAACCUGUGAACUUCACCCUGCGCCAUAGACAGACAAAGAAAGAGGAGGAAGAGACUCGCUGCGUUCACUGGAAAUUCAUCGCUGGGAAAGGCACCUGGGCUGAGGAUGGCUGCACCGUUCUCCACACGAACAGCACUCACACCAUCUGCAGCUGUGACCAUCUCUCCAGCUUCGCACUCCUUAUGGGUCUCUCCCUGGAGUAGAGGUGAGUUGGGGAGAGCCCUCCACUUCAUCUCCGUGAAACAGUCACCUCUCCAACCAACUAUGUUUAUCAUACAGCCGGCUUUGCUGUGCCAGUGGGGCAGGUGCUUCAGCUGCCAUUCUUCAUCACAACUACAUAAACCUGGAAGGGGAAGCGGGAUUGGACCAAAACCUCUCUCUGAUCCAAAUCCACAACUCCUACUGAAUUCAAAGGCCACCCUAGGGUUGUAGCUGGGUGUCUCUCCCAGAUUUAAAGGGCCAGAUCCCAGGUCAGAGAGCAGUUAUUUCUUAGGGAAAGCACACCCUGCUUGGGGCGGGAGGGG
This is a messenger RNA of Mauremys mutica (yellowpond turtle), 2548 nucleotides long. RefSeq names its product IgGFc-binding protein-like. The transcript is spliced from 10 exons. The record is from RefSeq and is a predicted model, not a curated record. Lineage: Eukaryota; Metazoa; Chordata; Testudines; Geoemydidae. The coding region runs from base 203 to 2227 and encodes 674 amino acids.